Messenger RNA from Dendrobium catenatum, 2067 nucleotides. Its product is annotated as pumilio homolog 5. The record is from RefSeq and is a predicted model, not a curated record. Gene Ontology annotation, molecular function: mRNA binding. The coding region runs from base 174 to 1730 and encodes 518 amino acids. Gene Ontology annotation, biological process: post-transcriptional regulation of gene expression. The transcript has 9 exons. NCBI's taxonomy places the organism in Eukaryota, Viridiplantae, Streptophyta, Magnoliopsida, Asparagales, Orchidaceae. Gene Ontology annotation, cellular component: cytoplasm.
GUGGUAAUUGGGGAGUCACUGUGAAUGCUUCGCUUCUGCCACCAUUUUUUUCGGGUUAUGCUUCUUAUAAUGCUAUUCAGAUUCCUUAUGAAAAUUCCACUGGCUCUAACUACAAUACGAGGCCUUCUGAUGUUUCCUCCAGAGGAAAUGUUGUUCCAGGAUAUUAUGGACAAAUGGGGGUUGCAAGUCAACAUCCAUAUACGGAGCCAAUGUAUGUGUCUUAUCUUCAGCAUCCUUCCGCACAUGCAUAUGCUAGUCCAGGUCAAUUUGACCCAACAGCUCCCAGGGGAAGUGCUAUUGGGAGUUCUCCAGGUUUUGAUCCACAGAAAGGUUCAUUACCUUUUGCUUAUUCAUCUGAUCAGAGCCCUCAUGUCCUGAGAUCUGGAGCUGUUAACUCUCCAAGUAUCAGGAAGGGUGGAACUACUAAUUCAAACUUUUAUGGGAAUCCCACCAACCUUGGCCUUUUCAUGCAAUAUCCAACUUCUCCCCUUACCAGUCCUGUUUAUCCAGGAUCACCUGUGGCUAAUUCAGUAACUUCUGGCAGAAUAAGUGAGAGCAAUAGGUCAUCUGGUAGCUCAGUUAGGGGUGGAGGGGCAUAUCCUGGAUGGCAAAGCCCAAGAUUGCAUGAUAAAAUUGAUGAUUCAAAAUUGCACUCAUUUCUUGAAGAGUUGAAAUCCACCAAGUCCCGUAGAUAUGAGUUAUCUGACAUUGCUGGACGCAUUGUUGAGUUCAGUGCUGACCAACAUGGAAGCCGAUUUAUUCAGCAGAAGUUGGAAAGCUGUAGUGCUGAAGAGAAGGCAUCUGUUUUUCAAGAAGUUCUUCCACAUGCUUCAACAUUAAUGACCGAUGUAUUUGGGAAUUAUGUUAUCCAGAAGUUUUUUGAGCAUGGAAGUCCUGAGGAGAGGAAGGAACUUGCAAAUCAGCUUGUCGGGCAUGUCUUGCCAUUGAGCCUUCAAAUGUAUGGUUGCCGAGUGAUUCAAAAGAUCUUAAUCAAUUGUCAGUCUCUUGAGGCACUUGAAGUGAUUGAACUAGAUCAAAAAACACAGCUUGUAUUUGAGCUGGAUGGGCAUGUUUUGCGAUGUGUUCGUGAUCAAAAUGGAAAUCAUGUAAUUCAGAAGUGCAUUGAACGUGUGCCAACUGAGAGAAUUGGUUUCAUCAUUUCUGCUUUCCGGGGACAUGUUGCUACACUCUCUAUGCAUCCCUAUGGAUGCCGAGUUAUUCAGAGAGUUUUGGAGCAUUGUUCUGAUGAAUUGCAAAGUUCUUGCAUUGUGGAUGAGAUUUUACAAUCUGCUUGUAUUCUAGCUCAGGAUCAGUAUGGAAAUUAUGUGACUCAGCAUGUUUUGGAGAGGGGAAAACCUCUAGAGAGGAGCCAAAUCAUCAACAAACUUUCUGGUCAAGUUGUGCAAAUGAGCCAGCAUAAGUUUGCUUCCAAUGUUAUUGAGAAGUGUCUUGAGCAUGGUAACUCUGCUGAAAGAGAAAUCUUGAUUAUGGAAAUAGUUGGUCAAACUGAAGGGAAUGACAAUUUGCUGAUCAUGAUGAAGGAUCAAUUUGCAAAUUAUGUAGUUCAGAAGAUUCUGGACGUCUGUACAGAUACACAAAGAGAGCUUCUGCUUGGCUGCAUACGGUCUCACUCACAAGCUUUGAAAAAAUAUACUUAUGGAAAACACAUAGUUGCUCGGGUAGAGCAGUUAUGCGGUGAUGGAGAAGAAAACCCUUCUUCUGAAUUCUGAAAAGCUGGAGGGCACAUAAAAGUAAUUGUACUUGUUGGAAGAAUCACAGAGGGCCAACUUUGCUGGUCAGACGCCAUCGACUCCAGUAAAGCGUUCGUUAUGAUGGCACUCCUCUGGCGAGCUACCCACCUCACUUGGUAUAUAUUCGAAUUGUAUUGUAAAGGCGGUAAAUAUCUUUUAUAUUUAUAUAUGUUGUAUAUCUUUGAACGUUCGUUUAUGAUAUAUAUAAUAUAUGUGUAUACACUACCUGAUAAAAUCUAGCUCAGUUUCCUUAUUGCUAAUGAUUUCUGACUAUUAUUUACUGAUAUGAUAAGUUGGCGUGAUGAGUUGACAUGAA